UACGAGUAUACCUGCACUGUGUAUAGAUAGUCGAAUUUGGAUGAAGAGUUGACAUGUUGUUUAGGUAGCGGCUCAUUUUGGAGCGGAAUAGCCCUUUGAAGCAAGUCUUAAACAUGCAAAAUGGUUUUUGUGACUUAGUUUGGGUUUGAGGACAGGAUGUCGUCACACGGUUAUACUGGAACUUUUCGCUUUUAUUCUUUCUGUGUCUGUGUCAUGGCCACUGUAAGCCAUUUACUCUCCCAGUGUUGUUUUGACUUUCAAGUUGUGGAAGAUGCCAAAGAGAAGCAGAUAUGAAGCUCAAUGUGGCGUGCUGUAGCACCUGGUCAUAGAUCUUCACAUAGAACUUCAUUUCUUAGCAGAAAUACAUCCUCGCCUUCUGUUGGUCGCCAUUUUCAAACAUUCUGACAAUACACAAGAGAGGUGUAACAAGUCAAAGAAAGUAUCUCGUUGAAAAAUGUUGCUAUUAAGUUUAAAAAAGGACGAAAUUAGGGACGAAAAAUGAUGGCGGUCGACGCCUGUCACCAGUGUCCACAUCCAGGAACGCUUGGAGGAUUUUUGUAGGAGUAGGGCAUGGACCGAGUUCAAAUGCUCGCGCGGGCCUCGCGCAGCGAUUAUCUCUUUGAAUAACCACAACAAUGUCGUAUCAUUGAACUCCGUAAAACUAGGUUGUCGUUUUCAAGGCAGUCAGCAACACACAUCUCCUGGUGAACAUGAGCAAUUUAUCGUCUCAGUCCAAACGAACUGAGCCUUUACAAGAUGACGGAGUGGACAAAGAGCACCUUCUGCACAAUUUCGUAGAAGCGAAGCAGAAGGUUAACGCUAAAUUCAGAGACCUUAAGAAGUAUCUUGAAGACUGUGAAAAAUUCUUAGCUGAGUUCAGAAAAGCUGAUGAAAAUGAACGAGACAUCAAGAAAUUCUCAAGCAAGGUGUCAGGCUAUCUGGCUCAGGUUUCACGCAUCUCAGAGGUACUAUCAAGGGACCAGAUAAAGAUGGCCUUCUUUGGAAGAACCAGCAACGGAAAGAGCACUACAAUAAAUGCCAUGCUUCAAGAUAAGAUCUUACCAACAGGGUUGGGCCAUACUACAAAUUGUUUUCUCAGUGUACAUGGUUCAGAUUUACCAGAUCCAUAUAUCUUGGUUCCAGGGAGUGAUGACAAGAGGAAUGUGAAGUCAUUAGAUGAACUUGCUGAUGCCUUGUCCAAAGAAAAGCUUGAUCCUAGCAGUCUUGUUCAAGUGGUUUGGCCAAAGUCCAGAUGUACAAUCUUGUCAGGGGAUGUUGUUUUGGUGGAUAGUCCUGGUACAGAUGUAAGCCCUGAUUAUGAUGGUUGGAUUGAUAAGCACUGUUUGGAUGCUGAUGUGUUUGUCCUGGUUGCUAAUGCUGAAUCAGCACUCACGGUUACGGAGAAAAAAUUUUUUCACAAAGUGAAUCAGCAUCUUUCAAGACCAAACAUCUUCAUUGUACAUAACAGAUGGGACGCAUCUGCAUCAGAACCAGACAAGAUGGAGCUGGUGAAAAAUCAGCAUCUCAGUAGAAGCAUCAGUUUUCUUGUUGAUGAGCUCAAGUGUGUAGACAAAGGAAAGGCAGAAGACAGAGUGUUUUUUGUCUCAGCUAAAGAGACCUUAAUGACCAGAAUGCAGAAACACCAAGGAAUGCCUCAAGGAGGUGGUGCCAUUCAUGAUGAAGGAUUUUUUGCUCGGCAGUUGGAGUUUGAGAACUUCGAACACAAAUUGGAGGAGUGUAUUUCUAAGUCAGUUAUACAAACCAAGUUUGAAGCUCAUGCAUUCAGUGGAUUGAAAAUUGUGAACACAUUAAAGGAUUUCAUGGAACAAAGAGUGGAUUCUGCAUCUCAGCAAAGAUCUAAACUGGAGAAAGCCAAGAAGGAGCAAGAGAAUAGACUGGAAUAUGUGAAGGAACAGCUUAGAAUUUAUACAAGUGACACCGAACUCCAGAUCAAGGAAAUCACCUCUAAAGUUCAGGGUCAGGUGACUGAGGCUAUGAGAGAAGUGAUUGGUCAACUGGGCUUGCUGGUAAAUGAGUUCGAUCAUCCAUUCCAUCCUCAUCCUGAGUCCCUCAAAUCAUACAAAAAGGAGCUGUACUAUCACCUCAAGAGGGGCUUGGAGAGGAAUAUGACGGCUUGUUGUUCUAAUUCUCAAAUUCAAGUGAUUUUUGAGGAACUAGAAAAAACUGAAGAUGGCCUUUGUAGUCUUCUGCCUGAAACACCAGAGGUAUCUCUUGAGCCUGACACUCUAGCUCUUGAUUUCCAAGCGAACUUCGAACUGGAUGUGCCCCGUCUGUGCACUGAUUUUCGUGAAGAUAUCGAGUUUCACUUCUCUCUUGGCUGGCAAGCGAUUUUGAGGAACUUCUUGGCGCCUCGUUAUCCUGGACUAGCCAUCGUUUUGGGAGCGAAUAUUCAGCGAAAUGAGCAGAGCUUGGUACUUACCGCACCAGCUGUCGUGCAAAGGCUAGCUUCACCAACAAUUCCCGCUGGUACAAUGGUACUCAUAGUUGGAGGACUGCUUUGGAAGAUUGUAGGAUGGUGGUUCACGGCUUUGUGUGGUGGAGUGUAUGUAAUGGAGAGGGUAUGUUGGACCAAUUGUGCUAAAGAGGAAGCUUUCAAACGACAGUUUGUGGAUUACGCUUCUGAAAAGCUUCAGUCAGAAGUCAGCGUCAUGAGCGCCAAGUGCAGUGGACAAGUGCGACAAGAACUGACGUCAACCUUCACGAAGCUUGAGUCUCUGGUUCAGAUAGAAAUGGAAAAUUUGGAAGAAAACAUCAUCAAACUGGAUCAAGAAAUAACAAGACUUGAGAAAAUCGAAAACAAAUCGAUAAUAUUAAGGAACGAAGCAAGUCGGUUGGAAAGCGAACUGUCCCAAUUCAUCACCGAGUUUUGUUUGGAAAAGAGCAAGAUUUGAAAUGAUGACUUCUUGAAAUCCAAAGACUUCUGAAAAUUAAGUCUAUAGCUCGCGUAACUGGAAAGUUUUAGUUGGUCAAAGAAGAUUUAUGCGGCCGACCAGUAGUUUAUUUUUUCACGUUCCCCUUGUGACUUCACCGCUCAUUCGCGCAGUUCUGUCACCCAAAACUGCCACAAAACUGUUAGUUAUGCAGGCUUUAUCAUCCCUAUCUACUUAGUUUAUUUUUCAUGGCCAUGAAGCGUGUAGAUCUACUUAGAAAAAGCUUUCCAUUCAGUUAAAAAAAAAAAUAAUAAACACGCUACAUGGCUUAGGCGUUACGAAUGUUUUUCGAAGUGGUUUCUCUUUUCUACAUGAUGUAAGAGAGGACUUCUCUAAGAGUUCUUCGAAAGUUUGGUGGCUCUGUCUGAGGUUCUUUUCACUGUCAGUAUGUUUUAGAGGUUGUUAAGAAAUGCCGGUUAAAAUUAUUAGUCAAAAGGUAGUAUCUAUCAGAUGAUACAGGUCACAUCCCGAGGCAUGCAAUGCGAAUAACUUUUCCUGACUAAAGUACACAGAUGCUUACCCUACAAAACAUAAUCAGAUGUGAAUCGGUUUAUCUUAUUUUAAGAAAUUUAUUAAAAAUACGAAUGGACAGUUAACGACUGUUAGGACGCUCAAGACCGCCGCCUGGUUAGCUCAGUUGGUAGAGCGCCAGUCUGCUGUGCGGGAGGUCGAGGGUUCGAGCCCCAGACCGGACCAACACUCAGGGUCUUAAAAUAACUGAGGAGAAUGUGCUGCCUUUGUAAUUGUACCAGCAAAUGGUGAGACAUUCAAGUCUUCUCGGAUAAGGACUAUAAUCCUUAGGGUUUAGUGUUACAUGGUCAGCAGGGGACGUUAAAGAACCCACACACUUGUCGAAAAGAGUAGGGGGCGUAGUUCCCGGUGUGGUGGUCUAUCUCUUGUUUCAUUGUACAUUUCAUGCAUGGGCUGGGUGGGUGAGUGGAAUCAAAUAUGGACUGAUAGCGGCAGCCAGAGGCGCCUUUACAAGCUGACGUUCGGUCUCACUCAAUUAGAAUUGUAAACCGCCUUGAGACAGUAUGUGAUAUGUGCGGUAUAUAAAUACACAUUCAUUCAAGUGUUCUUGUCUUUUUACGUCCGGCAGACGGACUGAAAAAUUACAGAUUGGUCAGUCUUUAUAAUGUUCGUAACUAAUGAGAUUAAAGGGUAAUUUUGUGUUAUCAACUAAGUUGACAACUUAAAAUUAAUUGUUUGAAAUAAACAGAAGUGGUCUGAUUGUC
Messenger RNA from Pocillopora verrucosa, 4186 nucleotides. NCBI's taxonomy places the organism in Eukaryota, Metazoa, Cnidaria, Anthozoa, Scleractinia, Pocilloporidae. The record is from RefSeq and is a predicted model, not a curated record.